Molecule: messenger RNA, 837 nt
Organism: Symbiodinium sp. CCMP2592
Lineage: Eukaryota; Dinophyceae; Suessiales; Symbiodiniaceae
Source: the annotation of a GenBank genome assembly
AUGACACAUCUGCCUGCUGUUGCGUGGCCCUGUUGCCUUGCUCGAGGCGGAAUCCUGCGCGCCUGGCACCCGAGACAGCGAAGACCGCAUCGUGAGACACGUCGCCGCGCCUCCGCGCCUGAGGGACUUUCUGAUCGAGCAAUUGGGUGCGGACGUCUCCGUGCUGGAUCAGGAGGACGCGACGCCCGACGACCGAACAAACAUUGGCUCUCUGUCUCUCCUUGGAAGGAGAAGACACCUGCACAGGUGGCUGCGAAGCUGAAACACAAGGAGGUGUUCUGGGCGGUUAUCAAGCAUGGCAGCAUUGUCACCGACCAGGACGUCUUGCCCAGAGAGGCGCAGUCCAUUCGAAACAAGACCAAGCGACGGGUUCAGGUUCUAAGCUCAGGCUCCUUGGAGGCGGAGGGCGAUGAGAAGAAUUGGGCACCUUCGGAGCUCCGGGAGCGGUUGCAGCAAAGCGGCCUCAACUUGGGCCUCUACGGUCACGAAGGCCACAAGAGCCUCGAGGACCUCGUCACGGAGCUCCACACUUGCCAGAGCGAGCUCGUCACAGGCCCCGGAAAGCGCAUCCAUCGCCGUGUGAAGUUGGUCCGGUUGCAGCUGCUGGCUAUCAUCGACAAUAGCGUGCGGGCGCUGGUCGAGGUCCAGUCCGAUGCGUGGCUGAGGGCGGCCGACCAAAAGCUCGGCAAACUGCCAUGCCGUCGAAUCCGCCAAGAUGAGACCGUGGAGGAGGCCAUGAAGGUGCGCUCGGAGGGACUUGGAUUGCUGGUUCGAAGCCAUACACUUAUCGCAUGGCAGGUUUCAACUUCACUGUAUCACAGACUUGCAGACAUGUGA